This is a messenger RNA of Candida tropicalis MYA-3404, 2157 nucleotides long. It is a transcript of the gene FAA2-1, whose product is annotated as Faa2-1p. Gene Ontology annotation, biological process: long-chain fatty acid metabolic process. The coding region runs from base 1 to 2157 and encodes 718 amino acids. Lineage: Eukaryota; Fungi; Ascomycota; Pichiomycetes; Serinales; Debaryomycetaceae. The transcript has a single exon. Gene Ontology annotation, cellular component: endoplasmic reticulum; membrane. The record is from RefSeq and is a predicted model, not a curated record. Gene Ontology annotation, molecular function: long-chain fatty acid-CoA ligase activity.
AUGCCAGCUUUGUUUAAAGAAUCGCCUCAACAAAUAUCUCAAAGUCUUAAAGCCAAAUUUAGUGAUCCUUAUCAGUUUGCUACCAGUGUCCCACUUUCAGAUACGAAAGAGCCAGGGUAUUCACAUAUUUACAGGAAUUCUUAUGAUCCAACUACAUUAGCAACGUGUCCACAUCCAGAAUUGGAUACAUUGCAUAAAAUUUUUGAAUUCAGUAAUACAAUUUAUUCUGAUUCUCCAUUCUUAGGUCAUAGGGUUAAGAAUCCAGAUGGUACUUUUGGUGAAUAUAAAUUUCAAACUUAUAGACAAAUUUAUAAAAGAAGAAAUGAUUUUGGUUCUGGUAUUUAUUAUGUCUUGGAAAACAAUCCAUACAAAACUUCAUCUGAAGCUCAUUCAAAAUUGAAAUAUGAUCCAACAAAUAAAGAUCCUUUUAUUUUGGCGGUUUUUAGUCAUAAUCGUCCAGAAUGGGCAUUAUGUGAUUUGACAACUAAUUCUUUUGGGAUCAUAAAUACAGCUUUGUAUAGUACUUUGGGUCCUGAUACUAGUAGAUAUAUUUUGGGUGUUACUGAUUGUCCUAUUGUGGUAACUACAAAGGACAAGGUUAAAGGAAUCAUUAGUUUGAAAAAUUCAAACCAAAAAGAAUUAGCCAGUUUGAUUACCAUUGUUUCCAUGGACGAAUUAACAGAAGAAGACAAAGAAUUGAGAUCAUUUGGUCAUGAGAACAAUAUUACUGUUUAUGAUAUUAAAGAAGUUGAGAACUUUGGUGAAAAGAAUCCAUUAAAGCCAAUUGAACCAACUCCAGAUACAAUUUUUACCAUUUCUUUUACUUCUGGUACCACUGGUGCAGCACCAAAGGGAGUUGUAUUAACCAAUAGGAUUUUGGUAAGUGGAAUUACGACUCACUGUACUAUUCUUAGCUUUGGUCCUGAACGUGUUCAUUAUAGUUUCUUGCCAUUAGCUCAUAUUUACGAAAGAAUGUUACUUCAAUUUGGUAUUCUUGCUGGUGUGAAAAUUGGGUACCCACAAGGACCGUUGCCAACAACUUUAUUCGACGAUGUUAAGUAUUUACAACCAACUUUCUUAUGUCUAGUACCAAGAGUGUUUACAAAGAUCGAAGCAGCUAUAAAAGCACAAACAGUUGAGAAUGAUGCAAACCCUAAAAUUAAAACUUUAUUUCAGAACAUUGUUGACAAGAAAUUGAAAUUGCAGCAACAGGAAGAUUUUACUAAUCCAAGUUUUCCCGAAGGCGAUAAAGUGUUACUUCAAUUACGUGAGAAGCUUGGUUUUGGAAAAAUUGCAUUCAUGAAUACUGGUUCUGCUCCAUUAUCAGAAGAAACUUAUCGUUUCCUUCAAGCUAUUUUAAACUUGCCAGAUGGGUUCCGUUCAGGAUAUGGUCUUACUGAAAGUGCUAGUGGAGUUUGUAUUUCUCCAGCAUAUGCCAAUGAAUUCUCUUGUGGACCUAUUUCAGUUACAACAGAAUUCAAGUUGAGGGAUAUUGAAGAAAUGGGUUAUACAUCACUGGAUAAAGAUGGCCCAAGAGGUGAAUUACUAUUACGUGGUCCACAAAUUUUCCCUUACUAUUAUAAAAAUCCUGAAGAGACUGCUAAAGUCAUUGAUAAAGAUGGAUGGUUCUACACUGGUGAUGUUGCUGUUGUUUCUCCUCAACACGGAAAUAGAUUGCAAAUUAUUGAUAGAGUAAAGAACUUUUUCAAAUUAUCCCAAGGUGAAUAUGUAUCUCCAGAGAAGAUUGAAAACGUUUACUUGUCACAAUUUCCUUAUAUUUCACAAUUAUUUGCUCAUGGCGAUUCCACUGAAUCGUAUUUGGUUGGUGUUGUUGGCAUUGAUAAAGCACUGAUUGAUCCAUACUUGAAGAAGCGUUUUAAUGUUAGUAUUGAGAAGCAAGCAGAUAUUGUCAAGUACUUUGAGAAUCCUAAAAACAGAAGAGCGUUAUUGCACGAUAUGAAUGAAGCAAUUGAGGGUCAAUUGCAAGGGUUUGAAAAGUUGCACAAUGUAUUUGUCGACUUUGAACCAUUGACUCUUGAAAGAGAGGUUAUUACGCCAACGAUUAAAAUUAGAAGACCAGUUGCUGUUAAAUUCUUCAAAGAACAGAUUGAAAAUAUGUAUCGCGAAGGUUCUUUGAUCAAGGGCAGUAAUUUAUAG